Episyrphus balteatus (marmalade hoverfly) is the source of this 1671-nucleotide messenger RNA. RefSeq lists its product as uncharacterized. The transcript has a single exon. Gene Ontology annotation, molecular function: nucleic acid binding. Gene Ontology annotation, biological process: DNA integration. The record is from RefSeq and is a predicted model, not a curated record. NCBI's taxonomy places the organism in Eukaryota, Metazoa, Arthropoda, Insecta, Diptera, Syrphidae. Bases 1 to 1671 code for a protein of 556 amino acids.
AUGAAGGUUUUGAUAGUUACUAGAGUUACAGAACCCUUAUCCAUCUACGUGAAGCACUGGAGCAGGAGUAUUCCAUUAAUCGAAUACACACCCACACUAGAGGAGGCUAUAAAUAUAAUCAGCUAUGUUCUUCGCUUUGUCAACAAAACUAAAGCAAAGGAAAAGAAACGAAAAGAGAUGGAGAAGCGAUAUGGUAAGAGAAGGAGACGUUAUGAGCAGCGAGUGAGACGUUGUAUGCGUCGAACGAGAAGGACAAGAAGAGCAGGUAAUAUAGCAGGGGUAUUUGAUCAACCGUCUUCUGAAGAGAAGAUGGAAUCACUUGGUCAUUUACUAAAAAAAGAGCAGGAAAAGUAUUUUUCGAAAGAAAUUGCUUGUAUAGAGAAGGACUGGUGUUUACCAGAAAAGAGCAGGAUAGAAUCUCUGAAACCAAUUCUAGAUGGCAAAAUGAUUCUAAGAGUUGGUGGAAGAUUAGAGCGAGCAGAGAUGGAAUACGAGAGAAGGCAUCCAGCUAUCGUACCAAAUGGGUCUCGAUUAGCCUGGUUAAUCAUGCAUAGUGCUCAUCCAGCAACUAAGCAUGGAGCGGUGCAGGUUAUGAUGCAGCAUAUUCGUCAGAAAUUUUGGAUUCCAAAGAUCCGAAGCGGGCUAAGAAGCUAUCUACAUAAGUGUUUGGUUUGUGUGCGACACAAUCAUCGCUUUGAGAUGCAAUUGAUGGCUGACUUACCAUCAGAGAGAGUAAUAGCAGGAAAGGCCUUUCUGCAAACAGGUGUGGAUUAUGCAGGGCCGUUUGAGAUCAAAAUGAUCGACAGAGCAGGAGAGCAAAUCAUAAGGCAGAAAUGUUGGGUCGCCAUUUUUGUCUGUUUGAAAACAAGAGCAGUGCAUAUUGAUGUGGUAUCACUUCUCACUUCAGUAGCGUUUAUUGCUUGUUUCGAAAGAUUCAUAGCGAGAAGGGGCAGGUGUGCAAGGUUAUACAGCGACAAUGGUACAGCAUUUGUUGGUGCAGCGAAAGAAUUAGAGAAGGCAAAAGAGCGUUGGCUAGUGAAGGAUACUUUUGAGCACUUGAGCUGGAAAGGGACGGAAUGGAGAUUUAUGACUCCAGCAGCACCACACCAAGGUGGUAUAUACGAAGCAGCGGUGAAGUCAAUGAAAUAUCAUUUGACGAGAACAGUUGGAGCGAAGGUUUUAGCAUAUGAGCAAUUUUUGACAUUACUUACUGGGAUCGAAGCCAUCUUGAAUUCAAGACCGCUACAUCCAUUGAGCGACGAUCCAAAUGAUCUGCAGGCGUUAACGCCGGGACAUUUUUUGGUUGGUGAACCAUUAGUGUUACCAUUACCAUUUGUGACUAAUGAAAUGCCAAAUACAAAAGGCAUAAAACUAUGGAAGGAGCGUAAGACUAUGCUUGCGCACUUCUGGAGCAGGUGGCAGGAAGAGUACUUAUCUACUCUAUAUGAGAGAAAGAAAUGGCGCAGGGAGAAAUAUGGCUUGAGAGAAGGACAGUUGUGCAUAAUAAAGAGCGAGAAUUUCCCACCAUCAGCAUGGGCGAUGGGGCGAAUACUGAAACUGAUACAUAGCAGGGAUAGACUAGUGAGAAGCGUGGUGCUCCAAACAGCAACCAAUCAACUGACAAGGCCGGUGCAGAAAAUCUGUAUCCUGCCAAUUGAAGAGCAGGAAUAA